AUGGCGACUCCUUUCUCCUGGUCCGACACCGUUCAAAUUGCACUGGGCUCAUGUCUGCCAUGCCUAAGACCGACGUCGGGACACGAUGAACAUCAGCAGCAGUAUAACCCGGCCAUAAACCGGAUACCUCGCGCUCGCCCCGAUGAGCUACAAGGACUGCUGGCCGACCCCGACACUGACACUGAAGCCGAGCGGAUGUCUCUGCAUUCGAAUCCCGGACGGAGCAGGAACAAGAAGAAGCGGAGGACGAAGAAGACUUCCAACAACCCCCGCAGGAUUACCCUCUUCGGGUACGACCUCUUCGGACGACCUGCCCCACCGCCGAUCCAGCUUCCAAAUGACAGCGAAGAUGCUCUGUAUCCGCGAAGAACGAGCGGGGCGCUGACACCGACCACGAUUGUGACAAACCAUUCGACAGCGUCGACCUUCGACUCCGAUGCUGCACCGCUCGAUGCCGAUGUCAUUGCUGCCCUGUCAUCACCUGCAUCCGCGGCUGCUGCCAUCGAAGCUGCCGCACAGGCAUCUGCUGAGGCCGAGGCCCAGAGGCUAAAGGAGAAGGAGGAGCGCCGCCAGAGGCGGAGAGAAAAGAGAGAGCUGAAGAAGUUAGCUGAGACUUUUGCACGAGAGGGCAUUGUGGGCGACGGGGAGCAAUUCGAGGGUUUCCAGGGCAGCGGCGGGCAGGCGCCUCCUAAGAUGACGAGACCUGGAUCGGACUCGGGCUCUGGCUCGGGAUCUGGCUUUUCUGGCUCUGCAAGGCGGUUUGUCGCAGUUCCGCCACCACAGCCUGCACCGAUCCCUGCACCUCCUAUGGUCCUCGAGAACGACGACGACGAUGCGGCAGAUCUGGAUGGUGGGCUUUAUACCCGCAGCGCACCACGGGGCAACUCGAACGGUGGAUCCGACUCCCGAAGCCGCACCUCAGCCUCCAUGAGCGACAGAGCCCACCAGCUCCCGGAUCCCCGCAACGUCCUCGCACACCUCCAAUCCCAAUCGCAAACCCGCCUGCGUUCACCCUCACAAUCCACAUUCCAACCUCCUCCAUCUCUAGAUACGACAAGGAAGAAGAAAAAAUCCAAAUCGUCGUCAAAGUCACGAUCCUCAGCAACGACAUCCCAGUCACCUUCCAUCGCCUCUCCAGUGUCAUCAGCCUUUCCCGGCAUGCCACACGAAAUUGUCAGCCCAAGUACUAUCGAGCAAGGACAAGGUUUCUUCGACCUGGACGACGAGCUACCCGUGCGGAGGUCGCCUGCCACGCCCGACUUUCCGAGCACGAGGAUCGGCGGUGCUCCCGCAGGCGGGUUCCCUAUAACCGGCUUUGGUGGAGUUGCCGGAGCGAAGAGGUCCAAAGACUUCGGGGCUUUUCUCGCCACCCGAGGCGACAACCACAACGACGACGCAAUUGAUGGGCUGUAG
Messenger RNA from Cyclocybe aegerita, 1413 nucleotides. Lineage: Eukaryota; Fungi; Basidiomycota; Agaricomycetes; Agaricales; Hemipholiotaceae. The record is from the annotation of a GenBank genome assembly.